Medioppia subpectinata is the source of this 657-nucleotide messenger RNA. The record is from the annotation of a GenBank genome assembly. NCBI's taxonomy places the organism in Eukaryota, Metazoa, Arthropoda, Arachnida, Sarcoptiformes, Oppiidae.
CGAAAACACCUGAUAUUAAUUUGAAUAUCAAAACAAACACUUGUGUUACUAAUUUAGAGUAGUGUUGAAAACAACAUGGUUUCUAGCAAUUAAAUAAAUACAACUAUUUUCAACAACUCAAAAAUGUUCAAGCUUGUAUUACUAAUCACAAUGACCACGAUUACCCAACAAAUGGUACAUCCAUAUAAUCAGGCUAUUAGUAAAACACUUCAUCAGUUUGAUCUAAACGAGUUAACCGGGCGCUGGUAUAGUGUAUACAACAGUGGUCAGAGGCCCGGCAACAGUCUCUGUCCGGUGCUAGACGUACGGGUAGACAACGGCAAUGUUACUGUUACUGAACGCUUAGGUAUCGAUGUUAUCACAAAUGAAAUAUUAAUAUCAAACCAGAAUUUAAAGGGAAAAUUGGAAAAAGUGAUCAAUAUGGGCACUUUUACAAUAGGGCUACCAUGGUACAUUUUACAAGUGCACCCUGUGCUGGUUGUCUAUAAACAAAUAUCAUUCAAUAAGCAUGAAGACCAGUGGUCAGUCUAUAGCCGAGCACCGGCUGCGAGUGUGGGUGAUGUGGACCGGGGACUAGAAUUGUUGGCACAGGUCAAACCUGUGGGAACCGAUACUAAUGUACCUGCCCAGGUGCUCGUAAUACAAUCCGAUAAGUAA